Molecule: messenger RNA, 2776 nt
Organism: Saprolegnia parasitica CBS 223.65
Lineage: Eukaryota; Oomycota; Saprolegniomycetes; Saprolegniales; Saprolegniaceae
Product: SCY1 protein kinase
Exons: 3
Coding region: 1-2742 (913 amino acids)
Biological process (GO): protein phosphorylation
Molecular function (GO): ATP binding; protein kinase activity
Source: RefSeq, a predicted model, not a curated record
AUGUCGGGCGUCUUGAACCGGUGGAAGGUUGCGGUCCAAGCCGCGGCCUUUGACGUCGGGACGUCGGUCUCGGGCGUCGUCUCGACGGCUGUCCUCGGCGAGGAGUACGAGAAGAACUACGAGUUUCCUCGCGACAGCACGGCGAGCGGUGGCCACGAGCUCCUCUGGAAGAUCUACCCGGCGGUCUCCAAGAAGACCGGCGCCGAAGUGAGCCUCUUUGUCUUUGACAAGCGCGAGCUCGACAAGGUGCACAACAAGGAGCGCGUCUUGGACGUGCUGCGCCAUGACAUGAAGACGCUCCGCUUGCUGCGCCACCCGCAGAUCCUCAAGAUCGAAGAGGUCUUUGACGAGUCGCGCAAGACGCUCUCGUUUGUGACCGAGCGUGUCACGUGCUCGCUCGGAAACGCAUGCAAGAACUUCACCAACGUCCUCAACGUGACGCCCGAAGUGCUGGAGAUUGGUCUCUCGGAGUUUGAGAUCGCGUGCGGCCUCAUGCACAUUGGCGAGUCGCUCUCGUUCUUGCACCGCGAAGGCCGGCGCGUCCACCUCGGCCUCUCGCCGAACGCGAUCUUUAUCACGCCGAAAGGCGAGUGGAAGCUCGGGGGCAUGGGCUUUAGCCGCAUCGUCGAGCCGGGCUCGACGUCCCGUAGCGAGUACUAUGCAUCCGGGCACGCCGAGCCGAUCAAGAAGGGCGAGAAGCUCCUGAGCUACGAGCCGCCGCUCGAGUAUUGCGCGCCCGAGCUCGUGAACGAGCCCCGAACGUUUGACGCGCACGCGGACGUCUUCUCGCUCGGCCUCCUCGUGCUCGAGCUCUUCUCGCCGCCCAAGCCGGAUGGCAGCCACGAGCCCGUGCUCGGGUAUCUCGAAGGCAAGGUCAUGACGCACGGCUACAAAACGCAGUCGCUGCACCCGAUCUCGUUUAACCCGACCGUGCCCGUGACGCUCCACAACACGAUUCGGACGCUCUUGCAGCUCUCGCCGUCGUCGCGCAUUGAGGCGCGGGCGUUCCUCUCGUCGCCGUUCUUUGAUUCGGGGCUGGUCAAGACGCUGCGCACGCUGCAGACGCUCGUCGAGCAGGACCCGGCGUCGCAGGCGAAGUUUCUCUUGGCGCUCCCGGACGUCCUCUCGGGCUUUUCCCCCAAAGUACUCCGGGACCUCGUGCUUCCCGGUCUUCAAAGCGUCGUCAUCAACCCCGCGAUCGCGCCGUUUGUGAUUACGCCGCUGCUCAAGAUCGUCUCGAUGGUCGACAAGACGACGUUCUCGCGGCACAUUGCGCCCAUGAUGGUGCCGCUCUUGACGAUUGCCGAGCCAGUCCAGUGCAUGCUCAUGUUUGUCGAAAACCUCGAGGCUCUCAUCCCGAAAGCAGAGGAUGGCUACAUCCGCGACCACAUUGUGCCUAUGCUCUGCCGCGCGCUCGAUUCGAGCGUGCCCGAGAUCCUCGACAAGGUCCUCAACAAGAUUGUCGACCAAGCGAGCCUCUUUGAGUACCGCAUUCUCAAGCAAAUCAUCCUGCCGCGGGUCAUUCGGCUCAUUUUGGACCCGCCCCAGCUCUCCGUGCGCGUGAACGCACUCCUCUGGCUCGCCAAGUCCUUCCAUGUGUUUGAUAAAGACCUCCUUGUCGAGAGCGUCAUGCCGUGCCUCGCCGAGUGUUUGGCCAAAGACAAGACGCCCGCCGUGUGCAUGUGUAUUCUUGGCUGCUACGACAACCUCGGCAAGCACCUCGGACCCGAGUACAUGGCCAAGCUCGUGCUACCCGCGGUCUCACCGCUGCUCUGGGAGAAGAACCUCAACGGCGCGCAGUUCGACAUGGUCUGCGAACGCGUGAACGCGAUGCUCAAAGAGAUCAUUUCGGAGCGGGAGAAGGCCCUCAUGGCCGAGUCGGGGCUUCAAACCCAGAGCGUCGCGACCUCGGGCUUUGGCGAGACGGUCCGCGCCGUCGAGCGCAACAAAGAGAAGGCCUCGGGCAUGGCCGCUGUCAACUCGAUGCUCCAAGACGAGUAUGUGCCCAAGGCGCCCGAGGCGGCGCAAAAGCCGUCGGAUCCGGCGCCGUACUCGGACGCUCGGCCGUCCACGUACUCGGACCGCAGCAGCACGAGCAGUCGCGACGACCCGUUCAUCCUCAACGGCGGCGGCCGGUCCGCGGCGACGCCGCCGAAAGAAGCCCCGAGCGAGAGCUACGCCGAGCGGCGGCGGGCCAAGAAGGCCAACCGACGUACGAGUGCGUCGGUUGACGCGCCGACCUCGGACUUGCUCGAGAUUGCAACGGUAGCCGCUCCGGCAUAUGGCAACGCUCCGAGCGCGGGCCUCGCAGGUCUCUCGUUGGCGCCAGCACCGGCACCGGGUGGCAACAUGUUUGCUGGUCUUCAACCCUCGAGCUACGCCCCGUCGUCGUUUGCGGCAGCGCCCCCGUCGAGUGGGUACGGCGGCACCCCGGGGUAUGGCCAGAACACGGCCGUCUCGGCGUUCAACGGCGCGCCGUUGCUGGCCGCGCCGCCGGUCGCAGCUCCGAGCUACAACAACAACAGCAAUGGUAAUGCGGGCGGAUAUGGCAACCAAUUCGGCGCGCCUCCGCCCGCCGCGCCCGGGUACGGCCAGCCGCAGCUCGGGUACGCCAACAACUAUGCGUCGACGCCGUACGGGAACGCGGCGCCGCAGCAACAACAACUGUACGCGAGCUACACUGGCCACCACCCGACGACGCAAGACGAUGGCAACAAGUUUAGUGCCUUUGAUGGCUUGUAAUUCGGAAAUCGAGACACCACUGCACCAAACAUCG